Uloborus diversus is the source of this 996-nucleotide messenger RNA. Its product is annotated as agrin-like. Bases 96 to 767 code for a protein of 223 amino acids. Gene Ontology annotation, molecular function: laminin binding. The transcript has 3 exons. The record is from RefSeq and is a predicted model, not a curated record. Lineage: Eukaryota; Metazoa; Arthropoda; Arachnida; Araneae; Uloboridae. Gene Ontology annotation, biological process: multicellular organism development; G protein-coupled acetylcholine receptor signaling pathway; receptor clustering.
CACACAAUCAGCGACCAGCAUCAUUUCACCUGAAGAGCCUCCAGAACGUGAAAUUUUAUCUCAGGGUCACUCACAGCGGACUAAUGUAAACAAACAUGUAUUUAUUGCACUUCUACGCAUUGCUGUCAGUGGUAAUACUGCAAAGUAUUUUCCUUACUGAAGCCCGAAGAAGACGGUAUUAUGAGUGUCCAGAGGAAAGGCUAAAGGUUCGAGAGAGUGCUGCUGAUAUUGUACUGACAGGUACUCUGAAAAGACUGUACAGUGGGCAGGGCGAUCUGUACAGCGGGGAGGUACAGGUCAAAAGAGUCAUCAAAGGAGAUCAUUUAAAAGCUGGUGAAUCUCUGAUAGUUGAAGGCUUCGGCAAUUCGGAUAUUUGUACGAGCAAACCGAUUCUUAAAGAUUCAAAAAUAUUUCUUUUGAGCCAGCUGCAGACUGGAAGGUUCCGUCUGAAUUCAAGCUUGAUUCAAAUCAACAUUGCAAACUUGGAGAAAAUCGCAGCUACUGUGAAAGGUGUACCAUAUCGAAGAAGAUCCCCCAUCACUGAAGAACCUUGUGAAAAGAAAUACUGUCGAUUCAACGGCGAAUGUUUCGAAGAAAACCGCAGAGCUUCUUGCCGAUGUCCAACUAGUUGCAAAGAACAUUACAAUCCAGUGUGCGGCAGCGAUGGAUUCACUUAUAACACAGAAUGUCAGCUACGGGUAGACUCUUGUAGAAAGAAGAAAAGAGUUUAUGUUCGACAUGAAGGUUUAUGUUCUCGUUCCGAAUGAGCAGUAAAAGUCCUUCACUUAGCCAUAAAAGUUGUGAUUUUUAUCAUUUAAAUAACUGAAUUGACAUAAAUAGUAUCACUCCUUGAAAAAGUAUUUAUGCAGCUUAUUUUUAUGAACGUGGCUUUAAUUACGAAGAAAAGGUGAGACUUUGUGUACCAGACAAUCAUUCGAAAUGUAUACAAUUUGUAGCUAUUUUCUAAUGUAUAAUAUUCAUGUUUUAAAUCAUAAA